CUGACAGCUGAGACAACAACAGAGUGAAUCCACCUGCGCUCCGGUGUUUAUCCCGUGUUUAUCCCGUGUUCACCUCGUGUUCAUCUCGUGUUUAUCCCGUGUUUAUCCCGUGUUCACCGUGUCCGAGUCCCGCCCGGUGUCUCUCUCCCGGGUCUCCUCGUGCCUCCCUCUCUUCAUGCGGGCUCAGGUGUGCGUGGCGCUGUUUGUUUGGCUGCUGAACGAUGCGGCGACUCAUCAGUUCACCGAGGAGGAGAUGGCCGCUGUCAGGCAGCGAAUCAAAUCCAUGUUCUACCACGCCUACAACAGUUACCUUGACAACGCUUUCCCCUACGACGAGCUCCGCCCACUCACCUGUGACGGACAAGACACCUGGGGCAGUUUCUCACUCACUCUGAUCGAUGCUCUCGACACUCUGCUGGUUUUGGGAAACCGCACAGAGUUUCAGCGCGUGGCGUCGCUCCUCCAAGACACCGUGGACUUUGACAUCGACGUCAACGCUUCCGUGUUUGAAACCAACAUCAGAGUGGUGGGUGGUCUGCUGUCGGCUCACCUGUUGGCAGGAAGGGCGGGGAUGGAGCUGGAGCCCGGUUGGCCCUGUUCAGGCCCACUGCUGAGGAUGGCCGAGGACGCCGCCAGGAAACUGCUGCCUGCGUUCCAGACUCCCACCGGCAUGCCGUACGGGACGGUGAACCUGCUGAACGGCGUCAGUCCCACCGAAACGCCCGUAACUUGUACCGCCGGCGUGGGAACCUUCAUCCUGGAGUUCGCCACGCUGAGUCGACUCACAGGAGACGCAACGUUUGAGGACGUAGCCCGCCGAGCCCUGAGAGCCCUGUGGCAGACCAGAUCUGACAUCGGACUGGUGGGGAACCACAUCGACAUCCUGUCGAAGAAGUGGGUGGCGCAGGACGCUGGCAUCGGAGCGGGCGUCGACUCCUACUUUGAGUAUCUGGUGAAAGGCGCCAUCAUGCUGCAGGACGAGGAGCUGCUCGACAUGUUCCAGGCGUACGAUCGAGCCAUUCAGAACUACACCAGAUUUGACGACUGGUACCUGUGGGUCCAGAUGCAUAAAGGAACCGUCUCCAUGCCUGUUUUCCAGUCUCUGGAGGCCUUCUGGCCCGGCCUGCAGUCUCUCGUGGGGAACCUGGACAGCGCUGUAAGAACUUUCCAGAACUAUUACUCUGUGUGGAGGCAGUUUGGAGGUCUGCCGGAGUUUUACAGCAUCCCUCAAGGUUACACUGUGGACAAGAGAGAGGGAUACCCGCUGAGACCAGAGUUAAUAGAGAGUGCCAUGUACCUGUUCAGGGCGACAGGUGACCACACCUACCUCCAGCUGGGCCUCGACGCUUUGGAGUCCAUAGAGAGGAUCGCCAAGACGCCCUGCGGAUACGCCACUGUUAAAGAUCUGCGCGAUCACCAGCUGGACAAUCGGAUGGAGUCUUUCUUUCUCGCUGAAACCAUCAAGUACCUCUACCUGCUGUUUGACCCCGCCCACUUCCUGCACGGCGGCGGGACCGAGGGGGACGGGGCUUGGGAGGAGGGAGGUGACGGGGGGCAGUGCGUUUUAGGGGCCGGGGGGUUCAUCUUCAACACGGAGGCUCACCCUCUCGACCCGGCGGCGCUGUACUGCUGCAGCCGCCACGCCCAGGACCGACAGGAGCUCCGAGACCUCCUCCUCAGCCUAUCGCAGCCCGCAGAAAAGUCCAGCAGCCAAUCGAAGCCGCCCACCAAACAGACAGAAGGCCCUCCCCCAAGCCAAUCGGAGAGCAUCGCACUAAAACCGGGCGAGAAGAAGACGCGACCCCUGUUGUCCUGCCCGGUUCAGCCGUUCAGCGCUCGACUCUCCGUCCUGGGACAAGUUUUCACUGAUGACACCUGACACUCGGAUCACAGGAUGACCAGGAACUCUUGAUAUCUGGGCUCGAUUCACUCUUUGGAGUCAGCGGGCGUUUCUUUCUCACUGUUAUUUUUUUUUGUCAGCUUGUCAGAGAACUAAAGGCCAAUUUAUCAGAAUCCGAAUCAGCUUUAUUUGCCUGGUAUGUGUGCACAAACGAGGAAUUUGACUCAGGAUUGUAGAAUGCUCACAAUAAUGCUUGCCGUUGUGAGCUUUUAUACUUGUGCGUUGGUGUCUGCGUCGCUUUGCAGUUACUGCUAGUUGGCGGCAGGUUUCAAUUGUCAUGCAAAUUUUAAAAGUACUUUUGAAAUGUCAAAAAAAACUAAAUAAAUAAUUGUGAAACGUGCGUUUCCAUCAGCUGGUUUGGAAACCUGGUUACGGUAGGAGCCGACGUUACACAUGGCUGUAAUAAACAAGACGUCUGGGUUCCAAACCAGAAACAAAUCCAGUCGCAUGAACCUGAGGGCCACUGAUCUGAGAAAAACAGAGAGAGGUCCCUCAGGAAUGUGUUUCAAGCGGGCAAGUUGCUACCAGCCUUGUUUCCACACGUUAAGGGAAUAUCCGGUGUUAUGCCGAGUUCUGCAACGCUAUAAUAUCCUUUGUGGGGUUCAUCAAUGGUGAUAAAUGAUUUGAAGUAUUUAUUUUAUGAACGUUUAGAGUCGUUAAAAUUUUAUUACACUCCGUAGAAGCAGCAUUCACUGAGAUUGAGCAAAAAUAUGCGGUGAUGACCCCGUUUGAUCAGCGUGCAGAGCAAAGGAUCUGAGAAGGACCUUUAAGAGGUGAAUGCAUAAUUCAGCAGAACAGCUGAUGAAGGCUUCCUGCCCAGAUUUGCAUCAACCUCUUUUCUCAGCACAAAUGAGCGUAACCAGCCGCGAGGUGCAGGAAAUUCUUGGCAGGCGUGCAGAACCUCUGCACAACCGGGCGAGACGCCGACAGCAGAAACAGCUGAUCAGAUGUGAGUUACAAGUUCACUGCGUCAGAACUUAUUCAGAAAAAGUGUUUCCAUCUCCCAUUUAGCGAAUUUACUCUUUUUCGACAAAAAACACCUCAAGCGAGCGUAAAAACUUUUUUUGCUAAAUUAAGGAUUUUUUCCCCGAAAUUUGUCGUUUCCAUCGACCUUUUCAAAUGCGAUACUUCAAGAUGCGCGUUAAAAAACAUUGAUGGAAACACGGCGAGAGUUAAGUUUCUUCUUCUUCUUCCUCCUCGCUGGCUGCUACAAACAAUGGCGGCUGAAACUGAGCGUGGAGUUGCAGCUGAUCGAUGUUUAACAACAGCUGCUUUAGACAACGCGGAAAUGCAAUGCUACCAGUUCUUGCGGUCUGCGUUACAUUUCUAGUGAGGUGGCGUGCGGCGUAGAGCAACUCUGUAUAAAUUAGUAACACAAACAGCCGCUGAGACAUUAAAAUAUCACAAUAGGAGCAAUGAGGUUCCAAACUGGUUUAAGCCCAAUGUGGCAAAAUCAAACAGAUUUAACAUCAUUCAUAAAUCUGUUUGUUGUGACGACGGCACCCAAGUGACCCAAGAACUCGGACCUUGACCUUGUGUUGUCUCUGUAGCUCUAAUUUAUACUGAAGGUGAAAUAUAUUUUUAUUUAAA
Micropterus dolomieu (smallmouth bass) is the source of this 3490-nucleotide messenger RNA. It is a transcript of the gene edem2, whose product is annotated as ER degradation enhancer, mannosidase alpha-like 2. The record is from RefSeq and is a predicted model, not a curated record. Gene Ontology annotation, biological process: endoplasmic reticulum mannose trimming; mannose trimming involved in glycoprotein ERAD pathway; carbohydrate metabolic process. The transcript has 11 exons. Gene Ontology annotation, cellular component: membrane; endoplasmic reticulum. NCBI's taxonomy places the organism in Eukaryota, Metazoa, Chordata, Actinopteri, Centrarchiformes, Centrarchidae. Gene Ontology annotation, molecular function: mannosyl-oligosaccharide 1,2-alpha-mannosidase activity; calcium ion binding. The coding region runs from base 176 to 1879 and encodes 567 amino acids.